UCCACUUGGCUGUUAUGCGGGGCAGUGCUGAGUGUGUGUCUGCCCUCAUACCCUCCAGUGACCUUAACGCCAAGGACAGGUAUGGCCGCACACCCCUCCACUUGGCUGUUAUGCGGGGCAGUGCUGAGUGUGUGUCUGCCCUCAUACCCUCCAGUGACUUUAACGCCAAAGACAAGGAUGGCCGCACACCCCUCCACUUGGCUGUUAAGCGGGGCAGUGCUGAGUGUGUGUCUGUCCUCAAAGCCUUCAGUGACCUUAACGCCAAGGACAGGUAUGGCCGCACACCCCUCCACUUGGCUGUGGAGAGAGGGCAUCUGAAGGUGGUCCAGCGGCUGACGGAGAAGGACGUGACGGCCCUACCCAUCAGGGACAAGAGAGGAAGAACCCCUCUGGACGUGGCCACGAUGCGCGGCAACACUGAGGUGGAGGAAUGGCUGGGGAAGAGGAGCGGCGCGGUGCACCUGGACGCCGCCCGCUGCCUGCACCUCAUGAGGAUCCGGCGACACAGGGAUGAAGACAUUCACAGCGACAUUGUGCUCGUGAUGCCUUGGUUGGAUUUCAUCCCAGAGCACGAUGACUGCCACCUGAUGGACGCGGACGGCCUGACUCCCCUCCACCACGCAGCGCAUGAAGGGUGGCCCCCGCGUAAAGUUACCCUGCUACUGCAGAAAGGCGUAAGCCCCCACGUGCUAACCCCCGACGGCUUGACCGCCGCUGACCUGGCACGGCGGGCAGGACGCGAGGAGACGCUGGCGGUGCUGACCCAGCACGUGUGUGGAAAGUCUUCCGCGUCGCCGGAGGAGCUGCAUGACCAGCUGCUUGGCCUCAUCAUCGAAAGGGACAACGUGAAGGAGGCGUCCCGCCUGCUGUGUAAGGGAGCCCCCAUCGAGUCCGUCGCCAGUGGUGGCAACUCACCUCUCAGACUGGCCGUGAUACUUGACCGCUGCCGCACGACCAACCUGCUGCUGGCGUGCGGCGCAAUGCUUCCUGCCAACUUGCUGCAGGAUGCCUGGCAGAGCCCUGACGUGACCUCCGGGGUGCUGGCCGCCCUCACCGCCACUUACUUGUGUCGGCUGCGGGCGGAACGGGGCCGUGUCAAGGCGCUUGUAGAGGGCAUUGACGCUCUCAUGAAGACUAUCGAGGGAGAUACCCCUUGGCGUGCUGCGUGGCCCGAGGACGAGCCACAGGCACUCAGCGCCCUCAUGGUGGAGGCUGUGCGCGCCAGAUGUCCCGUGAGCGCGGCCUUCCUGCACCGGGCCGGCGCGUGGUCCUUCCUCAGCGGGGAGUGGGGGACCAGUGCCUUGGCCACCGCGCUGGAAGAGGGCCACACGGACAUGGCCGAGCUGCUCGUGAGGCACCUGGGAAGCAGCAUCUAUGCCGACGUUCGUCUUUUGAGCGGAGCGAUGCCGGAGGCGGAGCGGCGACGACUGGGGCAGUAUCAGUACCAGAGGGAGUUGGUGAUGCUGGAGGACUUGGUAAUUCGCCAGAAGUCGGAGCGCGGGAAGGAAGCGGCGCGUCUGGCACUGCAGCUGCAGGAGAAGCUGCACGGCAGCCAUGUGGCAGGCCGUCGCUACGAAGGCCUCCCGCGUGCUGCCGGACGCAGCGUCCUGCAGCUGUCUGUCAGGAAAGGCCUCGUGCAGCUCACGUACCUGGUGGUGCAGGUGGGCCGCCUCCCGGUUGACGUGACUCUUGACGACAUUUGCGGCACCACCGCUCUCCACGAGGCCGCCUCCCACGGCAAGGAUUCUUGCGUCGCGCUGCUGCUCGGCGUCGGUGCAGACCCGCUUCGACGUGACAGGUACGUUGAUUUAGAGAUAAAGGUCAGUAAACGUCAGGCCCUUACGUCCCUCCCUGUGCGGCGGCAGUCACUGACAAGAUAUUUAUUUUUCCUUAAUAUUUCUCCUCUUUCUUCUGUGUACUAGUUUUGUGCAUUAAUGAAAACUAAAGCUUUCAGUAAGCCAUUAUUUUAACAUUUAAAAGGUAGGAGACUGUUAGUAACCUGAGGGGAGUUGAUAGGACGAAGAGACUUACGGCGGUAUCAUCAGUCAAGCUCUUCCCUC
Molecule: messenger RNA, 2060 nt
Organism: Eriocheir sinensis (Chinese mitten crab)
Lineage: Eukaryota; Metazoa; Arthropoda; Malacostraca; Decapoda; Varunidae
Product: serine/threonine-protein phosphatase 6 regulatory ankyrin repeat subunit C-like
Exons: 6
Coding region: 15-1922 (635 amino acids)
Cellular component (GO): cytoplasm; nucleus
Molecular function (GO): protein binding
Source: RefSeq, a predicted model, not a curated record